GGCCCCCCAUUCAGUCAGAGUGCAUGCAGCACUGUGCAGCAGCAGAAGCAGCAGACUUCCCGCAGGAAUCCUUGGAUUUAACACACUGCUGUUUAGAUGGCUGACAGAAAGGAGUAACUUAACGAACGGUGCUGCAAACUCUCCGUGGUCAUACACAAAGUGUCUCGGGGCACAAACUGUGACAUUAUGGAAAAGAAAUUCGAAGACAUUGAUUCGUCAGGGAGAUGGCAAAACCUUUACAAUGAGAUCCGUAACCAAGCCAGCGAAUAUCCUUACAAAGUGGCAAAACUUCCAGUGAAUCGGAAUUUGAACCGUUACAGAGAUGUCAGCCCAUACGAUCACAGUCGAGUAAAACUUGAAAACUCUGAGAAUGACUACAUCAAUGCAAGUUUAGUUAUGAUGGAAGAAGCCCAAAGAGCUUACAUACUGUCUCAGGGGCCUUUGAGGAAUACUUGUGGUCAUUUCUGGCUGAUGGUUUGGGAGCAGUGUUGCAAAGCUGUUAUAAUGCUCAACAGAGUCAUUGAAAAGGGAUCUGAAAAGUGUGCACAGUACUGGCCCACCUCAGAGGAGCUACAGAUAUCUUUUACAGACACGGGGUUUGUUGUCAGGCUACUUUCAGAGGAGGACCAGUCCUAUUUCACAAUCCGAUUGCUGGAACUGCAAAACACAAAGACGGGGGAGUCGAGGGAGGUCUACCACUUUCAUUACACCACAUGGCCUGACUUUGGUGUACCAGAAUCCCCUGCCUCUUUCCUCAACUUCCUACUCAAAGUUCGGGAAUCGGGCUCGCUGAGUCCGGAACAUGGGCCCUCAGUGGUGCACUGCAGCGCUGGCAUUGGGCGCUCUGGUACCUUUGCCUUGGUGGACACUUGCCUGGUCCUGAUGGACAGAUGUAAGAGUCGGUCUUCAGUGGACAUACAGAAGGUACUGCUGGACAUGAGGGAAUACCGUAUGGGUCUGAUCCAGACCCCUGACCAGCUUCGCUUUUCUUACAUGGCGGUCAUAGAGGGAGCCAAGAUCCUCCUGACAGAUAACUCAGCUGCACAGCAAAACAAGCAGAGACUACUAUCUAAAUCUGCCCCCUACUUGGAGUCAGAUCCGCCCCCUCCGCCACCUCCUCCUAGACCUCACCUCAAUGACAGCAGGCCCAAUGGCCAGGCAACAUCUUGUGUGGAGCUGCAUGCCCCCUCAGGAGACCACCUGCUGCCAACAGAGCCAGAUAGCCAUGACCACAAUGUGGAAGACCUUUCUGGGCAUCUCAGAAAGCGACACCGUGAGGAGAGGAUUGCCAGCACUGCGCAGAAGGUCCAGCAGAUGAAACAGAGACUGACAGAUUCGGAGAGAAAGCGAGAGAAGUGGCUGUACUGGAGACCCGUGCUGCUUAAUGUCGGUGCCGGGGCAGCUUUGGCUGUCAGCCUACUGGUUUGCUGGAUCUACUCGCAGUGAAACACUCGGGGUCACUUAAAACUGACUUAUUUUGCACCAGUACCUGUGGUUAGGUACUUCUAUAAUCAGAUUUAGAUGAUAAGAUGUGCAUAUCUGAGGGUAUUUAUUUCCUUAAGGUCAAAAUGCGGGAGCGCUGGAUCAAAUGAGCUUGUGUAUAUUUUUCAUGUAACAUCUAAAGUAGUAACAUCUCAGGAUCUCGUUGCCAGCACGAUGAUUUAUUUUCCUUUCCUCUUUGUCACUGUUGAUGAAUGUACUGUAUCAUAGCAAAUCGCUUUGAAAGAAACCUACUUGAGGGGCAGUAAAGACCAAAAAAAAUUAUUCUGACAGAUUUAUUUUUGCAUUCUUUAUUUGCUAUAGUCAGAUUUGUGUUGAUCAUGAUGGACAUGUUUUAACAUUUUGCAUUUCAAAAUGAGUUCUGUUGACUGUUUAUCCUACCAUAGAUAAGUUGGAUGAUUCCUUUCCCUUGACAUCAGCCAUGGGAGUUUUUCUUUUCUUUUAGAGAAUUCACAUUUCAUGCAUGCAUUUAAAGGUUCACCAGAACACCACUUGUUCUUCCAUUUUUAUUUAGCGGAGAAUCGCAAUAUGUUUCAGACUGUGAUGGUUGUCACAUGGCUCAUAGUGAUGAUCUAGUCCCUCACAGCUUAAUGUGUGUAUUCACCCACUUGAUGGGUUCAUGUUUGUUCAGGUUAUCUUACUUUAGGAAACCAAAGCAAAGCUGUCCAGUUUUAUUAAAAUACCAGCCAAGCAAGCUGUUUAUUUGUACUCCCUUUAUGUGUAAUGUGUUUUCUAUUGGAUCUUUGACAUAACUGACACCUGCAUUGCAAAAUUAUAUUGGUCACAGCACCUUUGCAUUGCAUGUGACUUUUUAAUUUGAACCCAUGAUCUAGCCAUGUUUUCAAUUGACUGGGACCAAUAUAAAGCUAUAAUAGUGUUAUUUAGAAGUUGGAGCAGAGCAUCUUGGAUUGAAUUCUAAGUUAGGUGAGAGUGAUGGCAAACAUGUCAUCACCCCUUUGUUUGCUUGUUUGAGAUAGCUUUUAAUGUGCCUUGAAGUUGGCAGAGUGUGUGCUCCAAGGUUUCUUUAGCAUGAUCAGUACAGAAAAUGGAUUAUGUGACCUGCUGUUUUGCAGUAGCCAGAGGUGUGAUAUAAUAAAUUGUAUUGGAGUUGAUUGCACACGAAAUGUGACAUUAGCAUGUGCUGACUCCUGAGAUGUAGCAAUUUGUUGGUGAUUGGCACUGUUUGGACAUGACUUUGACUCAGAGUUCAUUAAGCCCAGAAAAGAUCAGUUUGACCAUAACAUUCCAUUCAUUCUUGUUUUCCUUUAACAAUUACAGGGGAGAUUUGUACAUUGCCUAGCUGCAAUUAGAACAUGACAGAUGUUGUGUUAAGAAAAGAAAACAUGAAAUGCAGAUUAAAAUAAAACAUUAAUCUUUUUUAAAUCCAAA
Molecule: messenger RNA, 2889 nt
Organism: Pleuronectes platessa (European plaice)
Lineage: Eukaryota; Metazoa; Chordata; Actinopteri; Pleuronectiformes; Pleuronectidae
Gene: ptpn2a
Product: protein tyrosine phosphatase non-receptor type 2a
Exons: 9
Coding region: 187-1446 (419 amino acids)
Biological process (GO): protein dephosphorylation
Molecular function (GO): protein tyrosine phosphatase activity
Source: RefSeq, a predicted model, not a curated record